GUUUCCUUCCGGUAAGAAAAAUAUCAAAACAUUUUCAUUUAUUAUUGUUUCGUGUAUUUUAUGAAGUCUUACCUAAGUUGAAAUGAUUGAUUUCAUUUUUAAAAUUUCCGAAUCACUAAACAAGAAAAAUGAAGAGGCGGACACCAUCUGGGGAAAGUCUUACUUCAGUGAGUUAUAAACGCGAAAGGAUUGACAAUGUAGCUGGAGUAAAGAUGGCAGGACCUUAUUUGAUAGGCCCCCGGAUCAGCCAGUCACCAGUAAGCAGUAUUGUACAGUGUUUGGGGAGAAAGAUAGGCACAGAUGAUUUCUAUAUGUUAAAGAUCCUCACCAUGGAGAAUUCAGAUCGAGAGUCGCAGGAUGAUAAACAGGGAAAGAUGCUGCUGCACACUGAGUACUCUCUCCUGUCUCUACUGCAUAAUCAGGGAGGUGUGGUCCAUCACCACGGCUUGUUUAAGGAUUUAGCUGCAGAAGACAGAGUUGUCAUAAAAACUUCACAUAAAUCUUCAAAAACAACAAAAUCAGCAUCUAAAUUAAGCUCUAGAACACGGACUGCAUCAUCUGAAAGUCGCAGUGUGACAUCAUCAAGUGGCAGGCUCGUCAAGAGAGCUGUUGUGAGCCGUACGGCUUCCUCUGAAUCUACGACUUCUGUUGAUUCAGUUACAUCAUCAGAUACAAUUAGCAAUUGUUCAACAACUGGUGGGAAAGUCUCAAUAGCCAGGACAUCUUAUUUAAGGUCAAGGGAUGAUUCAUGUGAACCAAAAACAACAAGGUCGGCACUCUCUAGAAGUGUGACUGUAUCAAACAUGAGCAAAAGCCAAAAUGAACAAUUAUUGUCAUCAAAUCAAACGAUGAAGUUACCAAGUCAAGCAAUACAAUCACCCACCCAAUCAAUACACUCGUCAAAUCAAUCAAUACACUCUUCAAGCCAAUCAAUGCAAUCACCAAAUCAAUCAAUACACCCUUCAAGCCAAUCAAUGCAAUCACCAAAUCAAUCAAUACACUCUUCAAGCCAAUCGAUACCAUCAUCUAGUCAUUCAUCUAGUCACACACCACCAUCCAACCUUUCACCUUCCAUAGGAGCCACACAUCAACAUUUUAAAAAGAGAAUUGUAUUGGUCCUUGACUGCUUAGUACCUCAUGAGUUCAGCGAUAAAAACAAGGACUUGGUGAAUUUACAACAUUACGUCAUAAAAGAGAAAAAGUUAACUGAAAGAGAGGCUGUAAUAAUAUUCUACGACAUCGUCAGAGUUGUAGAGAAUCUGCACAAGAAAAAUAUUGUCCACCGAGAUCUGAAGCUUGGUAAUAUGAUGCUGAAUAAACGCAGCCUACGUGUGACAAUUACCAACUUCUGCCUUGGCAAACAUCUCGUCUGUGAAGAUGAUCCUUUGAAAGAUCAACGUGGGAGUCCAGCAUACAUCAGUCCAGAUGUACUGAGUGGUAAACCUUACUUAGGCAAGCCCAGUGAUAUGUGGGCCCUGGGAGUUGUUCUGUUCACCAUGCUGUAUGGCCAGUUUCCCUUCUAUGACAGUGAUCCCAUCAAACUAUUUAAGAAGAUCAAGACAGCAGACUUUACAAUACCACCCUUGGGGGUACAGGACAGUACCAGUGGCCUCAUUAAACAGCUCUUGGUAUUGGACCCCAAAGAAAGGCUCACUGCCAGCCAAGUUCUAGAGGCCCUUCAUGGAAUCAUAACAACAUGGAGAGCUAUGUAUAAUAGAAGUGGACCACUCCAGGUUGUGCCUGACAUUGAUGACCUCAUUCCAUCUACACUAAAGAACCCACCAAUGAACAGAAAAUUCCCCUCUGGCUUAAGCGAAUUUGAAAAGAAACUGAAAGAGUAUAAUGAAUCAGAAAAGGAUCACCCACGAGCAAAAGUGAAAAAACUGAUUCAACUUCAGCGCAAACCUAAUGUACCCCCACCUAUAAGACGUUUAAAUGAAGAUGCACAAGCUAUGACGUCAAUGGAAGUUAGGGCUCAUAGACAUUUGGUUCAUCCGCAAUAGUUGACAUUCUAUUCAUCCACAAUAUUGUGUUUGAAUAAAGGUGUAUAAACUGUGACUUUUAAAGCAGUAAAGGCUCAUAGAUGUGCAGUUCAUCCACGAUCUGCAAUAGUAUGUUUGAAUAAAGG
Owenia fusiformis is the source of this 2128-nucleotide messenger RNA. The record is from the annotation of a GenBank genome assembly. Lineage: Eukaryota; Metazoa; Annelida; Polychaeta; Sabellida; Oweniidae.